Messenger RNA from Neoarius graeffei (lesser salmon catfish), 3490 nucleotides. RefSeq lists its product as uncharacterized. The transcript has 12 exons. Gene Ontology annotation, molecular function: lipid binding. The record is from RefSeq and is a predicted model, not a curated record. The coding region runs from base 155 to 1984 and encodes 609 amino acids. Gene Ontology annotation, biological process: lipoprotein metabolic process; lipid transport. Gene Ontology annotation, cellular component: extracellular region; membrane. Lineage: Eukaryota; Metazoa; Chordata; Actinopteri; Siluriformes; Ariidae.
UUGUGUGUGUGUCUUUGGGGAAGCGUGGCAGUGAGCAAUAUGCUUAGAUGAAGAGAGGUACGAAAUACAAAACUGCACUGCUCUCUCUGAUAUGUGAUAACAUAAUAGGAAGAACGGUAUUAACGGGGGGUAAAGUGACAUUCGGAAGGAAGGAAUGUCGCAAGAAGCAAGUCCCAAGCCUAAAAAUCCAACCCGCCCACCACCUCCUGACCCCUCAAGGUUACAAACUUUACGACGGCUCACCCACACAGAAGAAGUACAAGCUGAAACAUGUAAUCUAUCACCGGAGAGCCAAAACAUUGAUACAUACAUAGAGGUGUUGUCUGACAAGCCUCCUGCAAAGGGUGUAGCUCCUGCCAGGCCACCACCUCCAGUACUGAAGAGACCUUACCUCUCUCAGCCCACAAAGACACAAGAUUUAAAUGGACACGCCAAGACAUCAGACAUCAGAGAUACAGAAACCUCUUGCCAUGACAGGAAUGAUGAGACAACAGUGGACAGUCCAACAUACAUCGAAGUUCUUCCCACUGAGAGAAGUGUCACAGAAGCAAGUCCCAAGCCAAAAAAUCCAACCCGUCCACCACCUCCUGACCCCUCAAAGUUGCAAACUUUACGACGGCUCACUCACACAGAAGAAGUACAAGCUGAAACAUGUAAUCUAUCACCGAAGAGCCAAAACACUGCUCCAUCUAUCGAGGUGUUGUCUGACAAGCCUCCUGCUAAGGGUGUAGCUCCUGCCAGGCCACCACCUCCAGUACUGAAGAGACUUUCCCUCUCUCAGACUACAGAGACACAGGAUUUAAAUGGAUAUGUUGAGAUGUCAGACAUCAGAUUUCCAGAAACCUCUUUCCAUGACGUGAAUGAUGAGACAACAGUGGACAGUCGAAUAUAUGUUGAUGUUCUUCCCAGUGAGAGACGUGUCACAAAUCAUACCACACCAGGAAAUGCCCCUCCUCCUGUUGUUCCACUUCGCCCUUUAGUGACACAACCAAAAAAAACCUUGCUCUGCCAGUCCCUCUCUUACUCACCUGCUGAACAUUUGUACGAAAGCAUCGAUGAUGUUCUGGAUGAAGAUGGAGUGAGACGUUUAAGCCGAGCAAGAAAAGGCCAUCGUGCUACUUUCUGCUCAUUGAAUGAAUGGUCUGGUGUGGACAGAGACAGCAAUACAAAGGAGCUGGACAUUUUGUUAGUGUGGUGGAGAAGCAUAGGAGGGUCAAAGAAUCUACCAGUGGACGAUCAAGAAGAGGAAAAAAAACCACUGAUCUCAGUGGCACAAAGGGUAAAAACGGCGAUGCGUUUGUAUGAGCUGCUUUUAGUCCAACGUUACACAGACCUGCUGAACUGCAUCACGGAGCUCCACUGCACUGCAGAGAGUAUUGUCAAGUCUGGUAAGAAGGCUCGGAUUGCCAAGCUCACAGGAGGCACCACAGGCGUGGUUGGUGGUGUUGCUAUUGCAGCAGGACUUGCUCUCGCCCCAAUGACCUUGGGAGCCUCAUUGGUGGCAACUGGUGUCGGUAUUGGAAUUGCUGCUGCCGGAGGGGUCACAGGGGCAUCAGCGUCCUUCACCAAAAAAAAGAAAGGGACUCAGUUCAAGGACAAGGUGGAGAAAAUCAUAAACAACUACAACACACAGAUAGAAGAUAUUCUAGCGUGCCUGAGGUUCAUUAAUAUUGGAAUGGAACACCUCAGAAAGAAGGAUGACUCGAAGCUGAAGGAAAUGGGUACUCAUUUGGAGAAAAUAGCCAGAGUUGCUCAAGAAAUGGAAAACAUAAACUUCAUAGAUGUCAGUAAUGAAUGUUUUGGCAUCCUGCAGGCUUUGGAUAUCUAUUGCAGUGAGGAAGACAAUCAAGUUAAGAAGAACUCUAAAAGCCAGCUUGCACAGAAAGUCCAUGAGGUGGCUGACAAACUCAAAGAAUGUGUUGAUCAACUGACACAGAUUAAAAAACUGUUUCUCUCAGUAGAUGAUGAUGUUGGAUUAAAAUAAUCAGUUUUGUAUGUCAGGUUUUAUAAUAUAAAUGUAUAUAAUAGAAAAUAAUAGACCCUUUCACUUAAACUUUCUUCACCUAUCUAGAAUAAUAACACUGAAGUUAAAUGAUGCCCAUCGACUGAUGAUACAUCACAUUUUAUACUACAGGUCUGUUGAAUGGCUGAUUCUGAUUGGUUAGAAGAUGUUCAACAGGGGUGUGUUAUGUUAUGUUAUGUUAUGUUAUGUUAUGUUAUGUUAUGUUAUGUUAUGUUAUGUUAUGUUAUGUUAUGUUGCAGACGUGCCAUAUAAAUGGAUUAAAAAGUGUGCAAUUUAUUGAUAUGGUUGUUUUCUCUCAAAUUGCACUUGUUGAGUAUUUUUGGAAGAAGUCUCCCAUGUCAGUACUUUGUAACAAUCAAGUCUGCAAUUAUAUUAUUAGGCAUAUCAGAUGCUCGCUGGCCAUGCUCUGAAAAUUAUCCAUGCAGACGCUCAUCUGAGUUUCCAAAUCUGUCACUGCUUAACUCUUGAAUGUUUUCUAUCGUGAAUGCUAUCUUUAAAAAGCUUUUAAUUUCUGCUUUCCAAAGAAAUUUAUCUUAUUAAGAUCUGUUCAGUACUUUGGGAGUAACGGCAGGUUGAAGUUGGUACAAUACAGUGCACUCUCUGCUAGCGGGAUGUCAGGAAACUGCCAAUGCUUUUUGAGUCACAGGAAAGUGGUCAGACUCUCUCUCUUCUGAUUGGUUUCCAACUGGAUUACUCGUGAAUAUCAAUCAGAUAACUUAUACGGAUGUUCUCUCGCUCUUACUGUUUCUGAUGAAGUAUUCAGCAAAAUUUUCCGUCAGCUAGUUUUGAUGUUAUACUUCACGGGAGACUUUGAAGUGAGUUUUCAAAGCUUUACCUACUUAUUUUUUCAAAUCAAACUGAUUCAUGUAAAUAAAUAACUAUUUUAGAAUAUAAUUAUAGUUGUUUUGAUGAAAAAAUAUUGAGAUCUUAGUGGUUGGAAUGAUGUUUUAAAAAACUGGAAGUCAGAAACAUGAGUGUCAAUUUCAAUUCAAUUAAAUGGAAUUGUCUAUUGGAUGUGGCUCACACAGUUUUUUCGAGGUUAGCCUUGAAAGCUGUGACUAUUAGUCGAAAUAAUUAUUUAUAUUCUUUCAUAUAAACAUGAUUAGGUCCUACGUAGAAAUACAAAGGCCUACAGAGCACAAAGAGGUUAUUAGAAAUAUUCUUUUAUUACUUUUUUUAUAGAGAAUGGUAGAUUUGAAUGACAGUCAAAGCUUAUUUAUGUUUAUUUUAUAAUGAACAUUGAUUUCUCCUUUUUUGUGAUGUACAGUAUAAAUGAGAGCUAAGAUCAGCUUGACAGUGCACAACUAAAGCCAUUUGGUGAAAUUUUGAAGAAGAGAGUGUCCCGAUUUAACAUUUUACCUAAUUAGCAUAAUUAACACUAAUUAAAUACCAAUUUGCAUAAUUUGUUUUUACUAAUUUUUUUCAAACUUUGUAUUCAGUUUACAACCAUCUAUGUACUUGCCAAUU